AUGCCUCAAUACCGAGUCAACGAUUCAGUGCGCUACAAGCCUGUUGGUGGUCCUCAAAGCCAGACAUCCGAAACCGUCGGCGUAAUCAAAGAAGUUCUUACCUCCCCCGGUAACCUAACCGGUCGUCAAGUCCAGGCUUCUGCUGAAGAUCCUCGCUAUGAGAUCGAAAAUAGCCAUACCCAGAAACGCACCGCAAUCAAGGAAUCGAAUAUCAUUGGACAUUGUUAA
Messenger RNA from Talaromyces stipitatus ATCC 10500, 228 nucleotides. RefSeq lists its product as uncharacterized. The record is from RefSeq and is a predicted model, not a curated record. The coding region runs from base 1 to 228 and encodes 75 amino acids. Lineage: Eukaryota; Fungi; Ascomycota; Eurotiomycetes; Eurotiales; Trichocomaceae. The transcript has 3 exons.